AGGCCUGGCCCAGCGAAACAUUCAUACCCCCUGCAUCAUCCGUCUUCCUUUCUUGCCACAGGGAUUUUCUGUCUUCAUCUUGACUGAGCAACACGAAUCAUUACUUAUCGAAUCACUCGCUCCCUCCAUGGCAACGAUGCAGACCGUUGUUCGCAAGACGGGCGGCGUAUCUGGGGAACCGCUGCCGCCGACACUGCCGACCGAUACGGUUCCCGACCGAGUGAACGCGUCCAGCCUGGGAUCAUGGUCUCACUUGAUUGCCGGCGCGACCGGCGGUAUGGUGACAGCCAUCGUGACAAGUCCUCUUGACGUUCUCCGCACCCGCCUACAAACCGACUACUACCAAACGCAAUCGAAUGCACGCCUCGCACCGCAUCCAAGCCAAAUACGACAAUCGUUCGUGCGGUCGUCGGUGAACCACUUCCGCGAGACGUUCGGGAUCCUGUUUUCGAUCCACCGGGUGGAAGGGUGGCGCGGGAUGUUCAAGGGGCUGGGCCCCAGUUUGACGGGGGUGGUGCCGGCCAGCGCGGUCAAGUUCUACACAUACGGCAACUGCAAGCGGCUGCUGCCGGAGGUGCUGGGCUGCGACAAGGACACGACGCUGGUGCACGCGAUGUCGGCGGCGUGUGCGGGCAUUGCGACCGGCAGCGCCACCAACCCGAUCUGGGUCGUCAAGACGCGCCUGCAGCUCGACAAGGCCGGCGCCCGCCGCUACAAGAACAGCCUGGACUGCACCCAGCAGAUUCUGCGCCACGAGGGCCCCAAGGGCCUCUACCGCGGCUUGACUGCCAGCUACCUCGGCACCAUCGAGACCACCCUACACCUGGUCAUGUACGAGCGCAUCAAGGGCUUCAUCGCCAAGAAGGUCGAUCUGGAGGGCGAUGGGCCCGAGUCCAACCAUUUUGUGCAGGGCAUGGCGCUGAGCGGAGCCUCGGGGUUGUCGAAGAUGGUCGCCUGUUUGAUUGCGUAUCCGCACGAGGUCAUCCGCACGCGUCUCCGACAGGCGCCCAUGGCGGACGGUCGCCAGAAAUACACGAGCAUUUUGCAGUGCGCGCGGCUGAUCCUGAAGGAGGAAGGGAUGAUCGCGCUGUACGGUGGACUGACGGCGCAUCUGCUGCGGACGGUGCCGUCGGCGGCCAUCACCAUCGGGACAUAUGAGCUGGUUCUCAAGGUCCUUGAGCGACAAUGAUUUGGGGGUCAUCAACAUCCUCUCCCCUUCUCAUGUAUUAUAGACUGUAUGAUCAAAAAAAGAUGUGGCGCAUAGAUACCCUGUAAUCGGACGGACGAGGGUGAUUGUACAGGCCACGAUUUCUGGUUCGGUGUUUGUUUCAGCGCUUCUGGGUUUGUUGUUCGGGUGCAUCCUGGUGUCUGCCGCGUCAUGCCGAAAUAUAUUUAGAUUAGAUGAUUAGCCAAUGUCAUGUGGUUUUGGC
Aspergillus homomorphus CBS 101889 is the source of this 1430-nucleotide messenger RNA. RefSeq names its product putative mitochondrial carrier protein (Rim2). Lineage: Eukaryota; Fungi; Ascomycota; Eurotiomycetes; Eurotiales; Aspergillaceae. Gene Ontology annotation, cellular component: mitochondrion. Bases 137 to 1189 code for a protein of 350 amino acids. Gene Ontology annotation, molecular function: pyrimidine nucleotide transmembrane transporter activity. The transcript is spliced from 4 exons. The record is from RefSeq and is a predicted model, not a curated record. Gene Ontology annotation, biological process: pyrimidine nucleotide import into mitochondrion.